This is a messenger RNA of Parnassius apollo (apollo), 900 nucleotides long. NCBI's taxonomy places the organism in Eukaryota, Metazoa, Arthropoda, Insecta, Lepidoptera, Papilionidae. The record is from the annotation of a GenBank genome assembly.
AUGAGCAGUCGUGGCGAUCAAGAUGGCCGUCGGCCUGCACUACCCGCACAGCCUCGGCCGCCAUCUGAAUCGCAGACUGAAACAGAAAAGGAGCAAACCACUGACCAACCUAAACAAAUAUGUCGUAAUUAUGUAUGGGGGACAUGUUCAAAAAAUGCAAAAUGUAAAUUACGUCAUGAACUUGACGUUGAGGAAAUGAAAAAAAUUCUAAUAUUUUGCCAAGACUAUCAGAAUAGAACUGGCUGCACACGAGAAGACUGCAAAUAUCUUCAUACAACUAAGGAAGAAGAAAAUUUAUUUCUUACCACUGGCCAAAUACCUCGAGUACUUGCUGAACGCCAUGCUGCAAUGUCAGCUACGGCAAAUGUAGAGAAUAUUCCUCAAAUUGCUUUCUUUAUUAAGGACUCUUAUGCAAUGCCGACAUUAGAGUACUACGCUACAGCACCACCCCCACCACCACAGACUACUCCCAUGGUUUUCCCCAUGGACCAACCUUGGCCACCUCUGCAAGUUAUGUUUGAUGCAAGCAGACCACCACCAUCACCAAAUCAAGUAUUAUUAAGAAGUGGUCCAGUUAAACACAAAUCACCAAAUUCUUGUGAAGCUGGACCAAGCAAAAUAAGGAAGCCAGAGGACUGCAAUUUUGCGGAGGCACACUGCUUAAGCUGUGCCGAACGCGAGCUCAGGAUUGAUUUGUGCAAGCAAGAAAUAGAUAAAUUACUUAUUGAAGAGGAAUAUCAAACUCUACUUUAUAAAAAGAAACUGGAGGACUAUGAAAGUGGAAAAAAAUUUUUAGAGUCUCGUGUUAGCCCUGAACUUUUUGGGACUUUGGAAGUAUUAAUUGAGGUUAAGACAUCAGAAAGAUCUGGUGCAGGAACAGCAAAAAUUCUUAUCUGUUAG